AUGGAAAGAAUAAAAGAAGGGGUUAUAAUCUUUUUUUGCCAGGCUAGGAAGAGAUUGUCGGCGAGGGUUAUGGGGAUAAUAAAACAAAGAGAGCAUGAAGAAGAAGAGAUGAAGAAGGCAAUAAGGGAAGAAGAUUUUCUAGAUGUGAUCAUUUCAAAUGAAGAUCUAGAUUAUGAAGAGAAGGUCAGCAUUGUGUUGGACAUUUUGUUUGGAGGCUUUGAAACAAGCGCUACUCUUCUUUCCUUAGUCGUUUAUUUUCUUGCAAAAUCCCCAAAUCUACUUAACGAACUCAAGGAAGAACAUGAAUCCAUUAGAGCCAAGAAAGGAGAGGGAGAACUUUUGAAUUGGAAAGAUUAUCAGAAGAUGGAACUCACUCAAUGUGUGAUGUUUGAGGCGCUACGAUGUGGAAAUAUUGUCAAGAUGGUACAUAGAAAAUCCACUCGCAGUAUUAAUUUCAAAGAGUAUGUGAUUCCAAAGGGAUGCAAGGUGUUUCCUAUCUUCACCGCAGUACAUCUUGAUCCAUCUCUUCAUGAAAAUACUUUUGAAUUUAAUCCCAUGAGAUGGACCGAUAAGGCGAAGAUGAACAAGAAAACGAUGGCGUUUGGAGGAGGAGUAAGAAUAUGUCCUGGUGGUGAAAUUGGCAAACUCCAAACUGCUUUCUUCCUUCAUCAUCUUGUCAUCUCUUAUAGGUGGAAAAUAAAGGCUGAUGAAAUGCCAAUAGCGCAUCCUUACGUGGAGUUUAAGAGAGGCAUGCUUUUGGAGAUCGAGCCAAUUACAAUAAGUUAAAUCCUUAAUCCUUAUAUAGAUUAGCUGUUUUAAUAAGUAAUCCAUCUUAGAUGGAAAUUUAUUUAACUUUUAGUAACAAAAUUCAAUGUCCAUCGAUCUCUAGUCAUAGCGUUGUGUGGAUCGAUCAGUUUUGUGUUGGGAUUUUAAGAUGAAAUGACUAUUUGCCUUUCGAUAUGAUAUAGUAUCUUCUAUUAUUGUUGGCACGUUAAUCGUUUUUACUCAACAUUUAUUUAAAUGGUUAAUAUUUCGAUUGUCAAUUAUUUCCCAUUUCAAAUAUGUGGGGUUAGUGUGUUACGCACACGCAUACUAGGUAAUCUAACACGAUAUGAUGAU
Messenger RNA from Camelina sativa (false flax), 1119 nucleotides. The record is from RefSeq and is a predicted model, not a curated record. NCBI's taxonomy places the organism in Eukaryota, Viridiplantae, Streptophyta, Magnoliopsida, Brassicales, Brassicaceae.